Schistosoma spindalis is the source of this 1659-nucleotide messenger RNA. The record is from the annotation of a GenBank genome assembly. NCBI's taxonomy places the organism in Eukaryota, Metazoa, Platyhelminthes, Trematoda, Strigeidida, Schistosomatidae.
AUGGAUGAUCGACCAGUUAGUGGUGGAGGCGCUUACAAAAUUAAUUGGGAUGAAAUUGAUGAAAUGUCAAAUCCAUUUGGAAGCGGUGGUAAAGGUCUCCUAGCUAAAAAUCAACCUAAGUCUGUUACUAAACCAUCAGCCCAAGGAGAUCGCCCAAACGAUAACAUAAAUCAACCAACAAACUUAUCAGUUGACUCCAAUCCUGAGAAACUACCAAAGAAAUCUUUGCAGAACCCUCAACCGCUACCCAAACCUCUCCCCAAGUAUAAUAACCCUACUGAAGUCAAGCAAUCCUUGAAUCCCCUGUCGUCUGAAGCGUCGCCUGUGGUGGUGAACGGACAGGACGUGCCUAAAGACGUCCAAAAGGGAAAUGUUCCUCAGUGUAAUGGUGAACUACUCUCAACUCCAGUUCCCCAAUCGAUCCCAUCCCCUGAAGAGAUAUGUGAAGCAUUACAAAGUGUUAUUGAUCUCCAGUCUGACAUACCUCCUGAUGUCGGUAAUAACUUAGAAGCUGUACAAAAUCAUUCUAACGAAUCCGAUCCAAGUUUAGGUGAACCUAUGGAAAAUAAUGUUGAAAACAACAACGCUAUUCCCGAUGUUAUGCAAACUUCACGUAUUGAUUCAUCAACCCGACCAGCAUCACCAGCUCAAGCUGGAAUGCUUAACAAAUCAGAAACACCUUUAGUAAAUGGAAGAGAAAACUCUCAGCUACCUCCUCAAUAUCCGUUUAAAUCAUCACGAGAUUCUAAAUCAAAUGAUACAGAAUUAAUUGCACUACGCAAGGAACGAGAUCAACUUUUAACUACAAUUGAAGAGAUGAAACAUUGUAUCACAGAGUAUGAUCGUAGUUUACAGCAUAUGGUUGAAGAGAAAGCUCAUAGUCAAAGAGAAGUAAAUAUUCCAGUAGCUGAUUUAAUUAAAGAACGUGAUGAAGCUGUAGAAGAGUUAGCUACUAUUGAGAAAGCGUUUGGGGAUUUACACAGACGUUUUGAGAAAUCAAAACAAAUUAUAGAAGGUUUUAAGCAGAAUGAAGAGGCUCUAAAAAAGAGCAUCGAUGAGUAUAAAAAUUUAUUACAACGUCAGGAAAGAAAAUAUUUAGCUUUGAAAAAACACGCUGAAGAUCAGCUAUUAAAAGUAAAUCAAGACACAGAAGGAAUAAAACAAGAAUAUGAAACAAAUCUAACUCGAUUACAGGCUUCAUUAAGAAUUUCUGAACUUCAAGUUAAGAGUCUUGAAUCUCAGUUACAACAAAAGACUCGUGAAAAUGAAGAAUUAACUAAAAUAUGUGAUGAACUAUUAAGUAAAUACGGUGGAAUAACAUGAUAUCAUCAUGAAAAUGUUAUAGAUAUUAUUUGUGUAUAAUGGAAGACAAAUGAUGAGUUUUCAAUUUAUUUUAUUUUUCAAAACACUUUUUUCCUACCUACAUAAAUCGUCUUCUAGACGAAGAAGAAAAUGACAAUGUAGAAUCAGAAGGACUUAUUGAUGAAGAUAUCUACCCAUAUACAUAUACAUAAAAUAGGAAGAAAUUCAUUGAGUGUUAUUAUUUUUGUCCUCAUUUCCUCCUCCAUUUUAAUGUGUUUGUGUGUGUAUAUUCAAAUAAACAAUUUCUCUCUUACCUAACGCUUACGCCAUUUAGUAUAUAUAUAUAUAUAUAUAUAU